AUUGCUAAUGAGCGUUUUUUGGACUAUUUCAUUUAGUAAAACAGUAGGAAGUGGAAAAUCUUCGAUGCCCCAUGUUCAGCCAUGGCGGGUCAGUUUUGCACAUUUGGAUCCUUUCAAUGCGCUUCGUGGGGUACCAUCGGAUUUAAAAGGAGGGUUGCUCCUAUAUUUGGUGUUAAGAUGGAAUUGGAGAACCAAAUAAGUGAGGAAAAAUAUGCGGCUGAUAUUAGCUCCAUAAAGGAAGCAGAAACCCGCAUCAAGCCAUUCAUACACAAAACUCCUGUCCUGUCCUCUGAAUCUUUAAAUACUCUUUCAGGAAAGCGGCUCUUUUUCAAAUCUGAACUAUUUCAAAAGGGUGGUGCUUUCAAAAUUAGAGGUGCUUGCAAUGCAGUUUUUUCACUUGACGAUGCUCAGGCUGCUAAAGGGGUUGUAACACACAGCAGUGGUAAUCAUGCAGCAGCACUGGCUUUGGCUGCAAAUCUGCGGGGAAUCGCUGCUUAUAUAGUUAUACCUAAAAAUGCUCCAAAAUGUAAAGUUGAGAAUGUUAUGCGUUACGGCGGUCAGGUUAUCUGGAGUGAGGCCACAAUGCAGUCAAGAGAGAGUACUGCAGCUAAGGUGUUGCAAGAAACUGGUGCAGUUCUUCUACAUCCUUACAAUGAUAGGCGCAUUAUAAGUGGGCAGGGUACUAUAGCAUUGGAGCUUCUGGAGCAAGCUCCACAAGUAGACACCAUCAUAGUUCCCAUAAGUGGAGGUGGUUUGAUAUCAGGAAUGGCUUUAGCUGCCAAGUCCAUCAACCCUGCCAUUAGAGUUAUAGCUGCAGAACCUACAGGAGCCAAUGAUGCAGCUCAAUCAAAAGCAGCUGGUAAAAGAAUAAUAUUGCCACACACCAAUACCAUAGCAGAUGGGCUUCGAGCUUUUCUUGGUGAUCUAACCUGGCCAAUCGUACGAGAUUUGGUUGAUGACGUUAUAACUGUGGAUGACAAGGAGAUAAUAGAAGCCACGAAACUCUGUUAUGAAAUUCUCAAGGUUGCUGUUGAACCCAGUGGAGCAAUAGGCCUAGCUGCUGUUUUAUCCGAUAGUUUCAAGAACAAUCUUGCUUGGAAGGAUUGCAAUCACAUUGGAAUUGUACUCUCUGGAGGCAAUAUAGAUUUGGGUGUUCUAUGGGAUUCAUUCAAAAAGUGACGGCUAUUUUAGUUUGCUUUUUUCUGAAACUGAAUUUUUCCCAAAGUAAUGAUGCUUCAAUCCACAAUGUAAUGAAACCCUUGUGUAAUCUUAUCUAUUGUGUAAACAAUUGACAGCUUUAGCGCUUCCAUUACGCAUUCAAAGUUGGUAAUGACUUUUUAAAAUA
Messenger RNA from Ziziphus jujuba (common jujube), 1345 nucleotides. RefSeq names its product serine racemase. The record is from RefSeq and is a predicted model, not a curated record. The coding region runs from base 82 to 1179 and encodes 365 amino acids. Lineage: Eukaryota; Viridiplantae; Streptophyta; Magnoliopsida; Rosales; Rhamnaceae. Gene Ontology annotation, biological process: pyruvate biosynthetic process; D-serine biosynthetic process; L-serine metabolic process. Gene Ontology annotation, molecular function: D-serine ammonia-lyase activity; ATP binding; pyridoxal phosphate binding. The transcript is spliced from 7 exons.